Belonocnema kinseyi is the source of this 1320-nucleotide messenger RNA. It is a transcript of the gene Fer1, whose product is annotated as pancreas transcription factor 1 subunit alpha-like. Lineage: Eukaryota; Metazoa; Arthropoda; Insecta; Hymenoptera; Cynipidae. Gene Ontology annotation, biological process: regulation of transcription by RNA polymerase II; developmental process. The record is from RefSeq and is a predicted model, not a curated record. Gene Ontology annotation, molecular function: DNA-binding transcription factor activity, RNA polymerase II-specific; RNA polymerase II transcription regulatory region sequence-specific DNA binding; protein dimerization activity. The coding region runs from base 604 to 1320 and encodes 238 amino acids. The transcript is spliced from 3 exons.
AAUUUGGUAGGCACUUCUUUGGUAAUUGUGUAUGCAUUUAUGCCAACGCGAAGUGGAGAGUUGAGUAAAAAAUCAUUUAAGUUCAAUUUAUUUCUAAAAUUGUUACGAAAAAUCAUGCAAUGUGAAGAAAUUAAAUUGAUCUGCUGUAAUUUCAAGAAUCUAACAACUGUUGAUACAAUCUGAGGCCGCACGUGCUGGACACGCGUACGUAUUUAGAAGUAUUUUUUCGGGACACGUGCGAAACACGUCGUCGAUUUCCUGGGACGUUCUUCAAUAAGAAUGUAUAACAGUUUCAAGCCUUUCAUACAAAUUAGAUGAAAAAGCCUGAAAAAUUAGCCCACUGAAAUAUUCGGUGUCAAAUUCCUUAUUAGGAAAAUGAACAUUGGUGUUAAACAUAAAAUUGCAUAUUAUACUUCGUAUUUUUUUCCAGUAAUCACAACUAGUCAUGUGUGAAUAUUAGUGAUCUUCAUGAACUUUAGACAAAAUAUGGAGAAUUAAUAAUGAAUUGCUGAAAUCCUUGAAUGCUUAUAAUGUGAUGAAAACUGGAUAACUGUUUCCUAACAUGAAUUAAACAAAUAAUAACCUAGUUCAUCAUCAAUAAAAAUGUGUGCGAUGAAUAAUUUGGAAUUUGAAAUGAUAAACCGUCAAUACAUCUACCAAACACAUAGUUUUCUUGGAAAUGCGGGGGUACCACCUUUACCUUCUCAUUUCGGUGCCGCAACUACGACUACUCUACCCACGAUCCCAUCGCAAAUACCGUCUCAUACAACAGGAAGUACUGGAAGCACAAGCACAAGCGGAAGCGAUCUUUACUUCUACGAUGAAAAUAGUAGCGAAAAUGAGAGCAUCUAUAGCAGUGAUCAAGAAAAUCAUACGAGAGAGCAGCCUCAGAAUUUUCGCCGAUAUAUUGGAACUGGAAAGUGCCCUCGCCAGGUUGUUCAACAACGACAAGCUGCAAACAUGAGGGAGCGAAGACGCAUGCAAAGCAUAAAUGACGCAUUUGAGGGUUUGAGAGCUCACAUACCUACGUUACCAUACGAGAAACGACUUUCGAAAGUAGAUACUCUGAAACUCGCUAUUGGUUAUAUAAAUUUUCUUAAUGAUCUUGUGAGAGCAGAUAAAGGAAAUGAGUCAUUAAAUGGAAACAACGGUCUUCCAGGAAGAGGUGCAAGUAAUAAUGAUCCUAAAAAGAUCGUAGUUCGUGGUAUUGGCGGCAAUCCUUACAUCUCUCAUUCACUAUCGUGGUCUCGAAAAUCGGAAACUUCACCAAAUGGCAAAAUGUUCGCAAAAGUAUGGAUGCCAGCAGAUCCAAGAAUGUAA